This is a messenger RNA of Amphibalanus amphitrite, 1323 nucleotides long. RefSeq lists its product as uncharacterized. The record is from RefSeq and is a predicted model, not a curated record. The coding region runs from base 1 to 1323 and encodes 440 amino acids. NCBI's taxonomy places the organism in Eukaryota, Metazoa, Arthropoda, Thecostraca, Balanomorpha, Balanidae. The transcript has a single exon. Gene Ontology annotation, molecular function: RNA-DNA hybrid ribonuclease activity; nucleic acid binding.
AUGCGUGCCGCGGCCCGAGUCAUAACGGGCUGCAUCGGGUCGACCCCCAUCCACGGAGUGAUGGCCGAAGCCGGCGUGCCCCCGGUCGCGGCGCGCCGCACAGCACUGGCGGCGAGGAUGCUGGCGAAGGCCAUGGCACUGCCCGAGGAGGACCCGCUACACCGACUGGCCGUGGCGGACCCACCGCGGCGCCUCAAGACCGUCUGCGGAUGGCGCCAGUUGGGUCGGGAGGUGUGGCGGACCCUUGGAGUGGAGCCACCGGUGGAGCCGCUGCUCCCCGUGCGCCCCCCGCCCUGGCAACCGACCGGCACGAUCAGCUUCAACCUGGACAUCGGAGCGGGGCUCCCAGCCGGAGCUGCCGCCUCCACGAAGAAGGAAGCCGCCCUACACCACCUGGCGUCCCUGACCCAAUGUGCGACCUGGGUGUGGACCGACGGGUCGGCGACUGGAGGCGUUCUCUGUGGAGGGGCCGGCGCGCUGGUCGUCCACGCCGAUGAUGACCGCACUGAGCUGAAGAGGCCCGCAGGAGCGCUCUGUUCCAGCUUCAGGGCGGAGAUGCUGGCCAUCGCAAUGACCCUGGAACACCUGGCGACACACCCUCGUGACGACACACUGCCAAUAAUAAUCUGCACCGACUCACAGUCUGCCCUGGCUGCACUGAGAGAGGGGCCUUCGGCCCAGAGGACGGUCCAGGGGGCGGAGAUAUGGAGCCGCCUGCUGGAAAUCGCCACACCGGACCGCCACGUGACGCUGCAGUGGGUCCCAUCGCAUUGUGGGAUCCCAGGCAACGAGGCGGCGGACGUGCUGGCGGGAGAGGCGGCGGCGCUGGAACAAGAAAUCGCCUCCAUCGACGUCAACACCAUCUACAAGGCUGCGGCCCGUCUAGCCAGGGACCAGGCGGCCAGGGACAGACCGUCAUACCCAGACCCGACACGCAGAGCGGCGACCGGCUGGUACCGGGAGCUGAUGGGUACGAGAUACCCGCCCCCAGUCUCCGGCCUGGAUCGGCGGGCAGCCAUCGAUGUCCACCAGAUCCGGACUGGCCACUGGAGUGGAUCGACCCAGCUCCUACACUCCAUCGGCCGGAGCCCCUCAGCCGCCUGCGCCCAAUGCCGGGACCUGCUAUGCGAGGCCGCCCGGUGCCCGCUGUGCGGCGAAGAGGCGGACACCCCCCGGCACAUCCUGCUCACGUGCCCGGGCCUGAUGGGUGUUCGCCUCAGAAUCCCGGCCGUAGGGAACAUCCUACCAACACCCGACGAGGUCUGGCGCAGUGACGUGGUGGCGGCCCUGGUGGCCGCCUUCAGGGCCCUCCAGAGCCGAUGA